Messenger RNA from Hansenula ciferrii, 1125 nucleotides. RefSeq names its product low-affinity Zn(2+) transporter ZRT2 (gene ZRT2). NCBI's taxonomy places the organism in Eukaryota, Fungi, Ascomycota, Saccharomycetes, Phaffomycetales, Wickerhamomycetaceae. Gene Ontology annotation, cellular component: plasma membrane. The transcript has a single exon. The record is from RefSeq and is a predicted model, not a curated record. Gene Ontology annotation, molecular function: low-affinity zinc ion transmembrane transporter activity. Gene Ontology annotation, biological process: zinc ion import across plasma membrane. The coding region runs from base 1 to 1125 and encodes 374 amino acids.
AUGAGUGCUGAAUUGUUACGUCUAUUCAUCAGAGAUGAUGCUGAUGCUGAAGAAGCACCAGAAUGUGCUACUGAUAAUGAAUAUGAUGGUAGAGAUAAUUUGAGAAUCUUGGCUGUUUUCAUGAUUUUAAUCUCUUCAGGUAUUGGUACUUUCUUCCCAUUAUUAUCCUCAAGAUAUUCAUUCAUUAGAUUACCAGAAUGGUGUUGGUUCUUGGCUAAAUUCUUUGGUUCAGGGGUCAUUGUUGCAACUGGUUUCAUCCAUUUAUUAGAACCAGCUUCAGAUGCAUUAGGUAAUGAAUGUCUUGGUGGUGUUUUAGGUGAAUACCCAUGGGCUUUUGGUAUUUGUUUAAUGUCAUUAUUCGCUUUAUUCUUAUCAGAAAUUAUCGCUCAUCAUUUUGUUGCUAAAGCAGCCGGUUCAGCAGGUGUUCAAUCUCAUUCACAUUUUGGUAACCCACAUAAAGAAGUUGAUGUUGAAUCAAAAGAUGAAAGUUAUGAUGAUGUUAAAAAUCAAUCUCAACAAACUACUAAAACUGCCUCACAUGUUCCAGGUGCUAACCAUUUCUCUCAUGAUUCUGAACAUCAAGAUCCUGAAAUUGCAGGUACUUUAGCUGCUAACAAAGACCAUGAACAAUACUUGAACCAAGUUCUUUCUGUUUUUGUUUUAGAAUUCGGUAUUAUCUUCCAUUCUGUCUUUGUUGGUUUAUCUUUAGCUGUUGCCGGUGAUGAAUUCAACACUUUAUUCAUUGUUUUAGUUUUCCAUCAAAUGUUUGAAGGUUUAGGUUUAGGUACCAGAAUUGCUGAUACUCCAUGGGAUAAAACUAGAAGACACACACCUUGGUUAUUAGCUUUAGGCUUCACAAUUACCACUCCUAUUGCUAUUGCCAUUGGUAUUGGUGUAAGACAUUCAUUCAAACCAGAAAGUAGAACAGCUUUAAUCUCUAAUGGUGUUUUCGAUGCUAUCUCUGCUGGUAUUUUGAUUUACACUGGUAUCGUUGAAUUGAUGGCUCAUGAAUUCUUAUACUCUAACCAAUUCAAGGGUGAAGGAGGUUUAAAGAAAAUGUUAUUAGCAUACUUCGUUAUGUGUUGGGGUGCUGGUUUAAUGGCCUUAUUAGGUAAAUGGGCUUAG